This is a messenger RNA of Cucurbita pepo subsp. pepo (vegetable marrow), 559 nucleotides long. Lineage: Eukaryota; Viridiplantae; Streptophyta; Magnoliopsida; Cucurbitales; Cucurbitaceae. The record is from RefSeq and is a predicted model, not a curated record.
AACCCAUCAAAACAGAGCUCCUCUGCAACUCUUCUUCUUCUUCAAAUUCUUCAAAUUCUUCAAAUUCUUAUUCCCAUGGCGGCUAAGAGAAUCAGACAAGAAUUCGAGGCCACCGACAUGGCCAAAUCCCCCAUGUUUAUCUCUUAUGGAAUUGAAUCAUCCAACCCCAUCAUUCCAUUCCAAAACGCCUCUGUUUUCGAGUGCAAAACCUGCAACCGCCACUUCUCAUCCUUCCAGGCUCUCGGCGGCCACCGGGCCAGCCACAAACGGCCCCGGACCACGGCGGAAGACCCCAAGGAGGCGGUGGAUUUGAAACACAAAAUGCACGAGUGUGGCCUCUGUGGACAGGAGUUCUCUUCUGGGCAGGCUCUCGGUGGGCACAUGCGCCGCCACCGUGUGACGGCGGUGCCGGAGAAGAUUCCGGUGCUGAAGAGAUCUGGGAGUAGGAGAAUUAUGUGCUUGGACCUCAAUUUGACGCCAUUGGAGAAUGACUUGAAGAUGCUGUUCGGAAAAAUGGCUCCAACCGUUGAUCUUGUUCUUUGAUUUUUAUUUAUUUAUU